GCCGGUGUCAGGUAACCGGCGGGUGAGUUGGGAGAAAGGGCAGGAGCAAGGGUUUAGAGGAGGCCUGGAGUUGAAGCUUCAGGGUCUUGGGUUCAGGGGUUAGAGCACCGACUAUAUGGAAGAUUCCCAGGAUGACUCCCCAAUCUCCUUCCUUCCCCAUUUGGAGGCCAAGAUCCGCCAAACACACAACCUUGCACGCCUCCUCACCAAAUACUCAGAACAACUGCUGGAGGAAUACGUACAGCAGCAGGGAGACCCCUUUGGGCUGCCGGGCUUCUCACCACCACGGAUUUCCCUGGCCGGCCUGAGCGGCCCGGCGCCGAGCCACGCGGGGCUACCGCUGUCCGAGCGGCUGCGUCUGGACGCGGCCGCCUUGGGUGCGCUCCCCGCGCUGUUGGAUGCUGUGCGCCGCCACCAGGCGGAACUGAACCCGCGCGCCCCGCGCCUGCUGCGGAGCCUGGAGGACGCGGCGCGCCAGGCUCGCGCCCUGGGAGCCGCGCUGGAGACGGUGUUGGCCGCUCUGGGCGCAGCAGCCCGCGGGCCCGGAUCUGAGCCCGCCGCCACCACCCCCCUUUCCACCGCCAACGGCGCUCCGGGCGUCUUCUCAGCCAAGCUGCUGGGGCUCCACGUGUGCGGCCUCUAUGGCGAGUGGGUGAGCCGCACCGAGGGCGACCUGAGCCAGCUGGUGCCUGGAGGCGUCGCUUGAGAGUUAGUACUCGUUCUUGCAAGCUUACUCUGUCCCACCUCUUUGGCUUCCAAUUCUUUCUCUCCAUCUGUGUCACUGUGUUCUUGCCCUGUCCCAGUCUUUCUGCAGUAUUGUGGUCUCUUUCUCUUUGGAUCUUGUAUCCUCAGGGAGCUUCGUGCCUACCAGUUUCUCUUUUUUUUUUACUCUUUUUCUCCCGUAUUUUUUUUUUUUCUUCAGGAGGUUUCUGUUUCUCGUUCUAUGUCUCUUGCUCUUUGUUUGUUUGUUUGUUUUUGAAACAGGGUCUUACUAGGUAGCCGUGGAUGUCCUGAAGAAGCUCGCUAUGUAGACCAGUUGACUUAGAACUCAGAGAUCCACCUGCCUCUGACUCCCAGUUUCUCCAUCUGUCUCCCCAUGGUCCAUAUGACUAUGUGUAACACGGAAGUGACACUUUCUAUCCCUUUAGUUCCUUUGUCCUUUCCUAACCAGAAGUGCAAGACCACCUACCCUCAGGACCAUCUAUCUCCCAGGUGCCUCUCUCCUCCCACCAGAUCCUUUAGAGCCUUACUCCUCCCCCCUUCAAUGCCCUUCCUUUUCUUACCUCCACAUCCCGUUCCCAGGGGCCCCCAGCCCUAGCCUGGUCUAUGGAGAGGGAAAGUCAAAAGCCUCUUAAGAGAGUUUUAUUUGAGAAUAAAUUAAUAUUUGUAAAUAAAUGUUUAACAAUAAAACCACAGUUUAAUGAAAGACAGUUGUUGCAUAUGGGGAGUGAGAGCUGAAGAGAAUAGGAUCUCUAGUGUACAGGAGGUGGGUUCCACCCGCCCACAGAGGCACAGUACAAAUGCAUCCACGAAGGGCCCAGGCCAGGGAUACCACUUGUCAGUCCUGACCACGAAGUAGGUGUCCUCAGCAGGAAGAGCCCUGGUGACUGUGGCUGGGCGUUGGGCCUCCAUCCACUGGACAAUUCAACAGAAGCCGUCAAUGGAGAGGUAGAGUGGGGACCAGAACUCUAGCAAAAAGAGGCCUGUGUUCAGAAAGGUCAUGUUCUCACCUGGGAGUUGAGGUAGACAGAGACAGGAAGCAAGCCCCAGGACUUCCUCAAAUACAGGAAGAGCAAAGUCAGGGCAGGGCAAGCCCAGGGGGGAGACCAGCUGUCCUCUCCCUAGGGUGGGAAGUGAAGCCUCUUCAGAAGGGCUCUUCUUUCCAACCAGACAGUAGGACUAUCAACACUCUGUUGCUCCAUCAGAUGGGUCCAUGGAGUCCUGCCCAGAUCGGGAAGGGAGUCGCUCGCUAGGACCCGGCAGGAAGACCCAAGCCAUAAGGAGUGGAGGCUUGACUUCCAGAAAAUAGUUCAAAUGCUUGGCUCAGGUCCUGACUGCUAAGUGAGAUGUGAUGUGUUCUCUG
Messenger RNA from Alexandromys fortis (reed vole), 2083 nucleotides. It is a transcript of the gene Ctf1, whose product is annotated as cardiotrophin 1. Gene Ontology annotation, cellular component: extracellular region. The transcript is spliced from 3 exons. The record is from RefSeq and is a predicted model, not a curated record. NCBI's taxonomy places the organism in Eukaryota, Metazoa, Chordata, Mammalia, Rodentia, Cricetidae. Gene Ontology annotation, molecular function: cytokine activity. The coding region runs from base 116 to 706 and encodes 196 amino acids. Gene Ontology annotation, biological process: cell surface receptor signaling pathway; positive regulation of tyrosine phosphorylation of STAT protein.